Messenger RNA from Trachymyrmex septentrionalis, 744 nucleotides. Its product is annotated as 40S ribosomal protein S13. Bases 64 to 519 code for a protein of 151 amino acids. Lineage: Eukaryota; Metazoa; Arthropoda; Insecta; Hymenoptera; Formicidae. Gene Ontology annotation, molecular function: structural constituent of ribosome; small ribosomal subunit rRNA binding. Gene Ontology annotation, cellular component: nucleolus; ribosome; cytosolic small ribosomal subunit. Gene Ontology annotation, biological process: translation. The record is from RefSeq and is a predicted model, not a curated record. The transcript is spliced from 3 exons.
UCUUUCGCCGUCCUCUUUCAUUUUUGCUUUCAUAGACGACGUUGUUGGAAAGAUCUUGACAAGAUGGGUCGUAUGCACUCACAUGGAAAAGGUAUAUCUCAGUCGGCGCUUCCUUACCGACGAAGUGUACCAACUUGGUUGAAACUAACACCAGAAGAUUGCAAAGAACUUAUCUAUAAGCUAGCGAAAAAAGGACAUACACCAUCUCAAAUUGGUGUCAUACUUCGUGACUCACAUGGAGUAGCACAAGUACGAUUUCGUACAGGAAAUAAAAUUCUGCGCAUUGUAAAGAGCAUGGGUCUGGCUCCCGAUCUACCAGAGGAUCUCUAUUACCUGAUCAAAAAGGCCGUCGCUGUGCGUAAACACUUGGAACGAAAUCGCAAAGAUAAAGAUUCCAAAUUCCGUUUAAUUCUCGUUGAGUCGAGAAUUCACAGGUUGGCACGUUACUAUAAGACGAAAGGAUCUCUGCCACCAAACUGGAAAUACGAAAGUUCAACGGCCAGUGCUCUUGUAGCUUGAUUUUGUUUAAAAAAAAAAAGUAAAUUGAUGUCUUCGGAGUUUAUUAAAGCAUAAUAUUUACAUAUUAUGCUUUAUUAAUAAAAAAAAAAAAAUUUGAUGUCUGGAGUUUAUUAAAGCAUAAUAUUUACAUAUGCUUUAAUAAACUCUAAAGACAUCAAACUUUUUUUUUUUAUUAAUACUGCCGCUACGAAUUACGUUAUAUACACACGCGAUAUAUAUGUACAC